UUGUGUUUGCGUUGAUGCUGCUGGUGUCUACUGGCAUCAGCUUAUACUGUGCCAGGAUCGGAAGAAGCCAAUCUAAUUCCCGGGACUUCUUAACCGGAGGCCGAAAACUCACCGCUCUGCCCGUCUCCCUGUCCCUCACCGCCGGCAUCCUGUCCUCCGUCAUAUUGUUGUCCCUGCCGGUCGAGGUGUACUGCUAUGGCGCCAUCGUAGGCUAUUCUUGCAUUGCCUAUUUUCUGGCACAGGUGUGCACAUCUGAGAUCUUUCUCCCAGUCUUCUACAGGCUGGCCAUCACCAGCACUUUUCAGUAUCUGGAGCUGCGUUUUAACAGAGCGACCCGUCUGCUGGCAACAUUUGUCAUGGUUAUUCAGGCAGUCCUGAUCACUGGACUUGUAAUUUAUGCUCCUGCUCUUGCGUUAAACCAAGUGACAGGCUGGAAUCUGUGGCUUCUAAUCUUUGUAACGGGAAUGGUCUGCACCAUAUGCUGCACCCUGGGUGGAAUGAAGGCAGUGGUGUGGAUAAAUGUUUUCCAGAUUGGAAUCAUGUUUGCAGGCCUCAUGUCUGUCAUAUGCAAGUGUCUCGUCUUAGAAGGAGGAAUCUCAGUCUUGUCCAUUUCAGAACAAGGUGGAAGAAUCAACUUUCUGGAUUUUGACUUAAACCCUCUGAGGAGGCACACUUUUUGGACCAUACUCAUCGGCGGGACAGUUGGCUGGACCAUGGCCAGUGGAACUAACCAGAGUCAAGUUCAGAAAUACAACUCCUGCAAGAGCAUCACUCAUGCCAGAAUAGCUGUGUUCCUCAACCUGCUGAGUUUCUGGCUGUUCCUGGCAUCUGCAGUGUUCUCAGGAUUGUGCCUCUACUCAUUCUAUAAGAACUGUGAUCCCUGGACAGCUGGACAAAUUUCUUCUCCUGAUCAGUUGAUGCCAUAUUUGGUCAUGGACAUCUUGAAAGGCCACCCUGGCCUCCCAGGACUGUUUCUUGCAGCAGUAUACAGUGGCACCUUAAGCACAGUGUCUUCCACCCUCAAUGCAAUAGUUGCAGUUACUCUAGAGGACCUGAUCAAGCCAUACAUCAGACUGACAGACAGACAAUUUCUCUAUGUCUCCAGAGGGCUAAGUAUCUGUUUUGGAGUUGUGUGCAUCACAAUGGCUGGCCUGGCAUCACUUAUGGGACUACUGGUUCAGGCAAGAGCUGUCAUCGGUGGGGUAACUGGAGGUCCUAUGUUUGGUCUGUUCGUUUUGGGCAUCCUCUGUCCAUUUGCCAACUCCAAAGGAGGUUUGUUUGGCCUUGCGUUUGGGUCCACUGCAACCCUGUCUGUAACCCUUGGACACAUGCUGUCCUAUUCUGAUCCUGAGAUGACCCGACCUCUGUCGUUAAACACUGAGGGCUGUAACGUCACCACUGUCGGCAGUGUCAACUGGACUACUGCGUUUCCACCACAGCUAAACUUGUCUACCAUGUCUCUAGUGCGAGAUGGUACCAGACACCGGACAUCUAACUGGCACUCUCCUUCCUACCUUUACUUCUCUCUCAUUGGCUUCUUAACAACCGUGAUUGUGGGAAUGCUAAUCAGCAUAUACACUGGUGGACUGAACCAGAGAGUGGAACCAAGGCUUAUGCUAAUGAAAGAGGACACAAUUUCCUAUCAUUUGUUCGAGCUUAUCAAAUACAAGAUCAAGAAAAGACCAAGCAGGGCUAAACAGAAUGAGAUGGAGGAGGCAAAUGAAGGCCAUGUGAGGAUGAGGAUGCUACACAGAAGAGUUACAAGUGCAGCAGCUGAAGCAGAAGACUAGAUGUAAUAAAAGGCUUUGCCAUUUUAAGCAAAAACCUUCUAAUGUAUCAUGGUCAUUGACCUGCUAGAUGAACACAUGGAUAAUUAUGAAUACAUGGAUCUGAGUGCAAACCAUGGCUGCUAUAAGCAAUUUCCAAACUUCAGAUAUUGUAGUCAUCUUUCAGUUAU
Messenger RNA from Archocentrus centrarchus (flier cichlid), 1957 nucleotides. RefSeq names its product sodium-coupled monocarboxylate transporter 1-like. Gene Ontology annotation, molecular function: organic acid:sodium symporter activity. The transcript has 18 exons. The coding region runs from base 15 to 1790 and encodes 591 amino acids. NCBI's taxonomy places the organism in Eukaryota, Metazoa, Chordata, Actinopteri, Cichliformes, Cichlidae. The record is from RefSeq and is a predicted model, not a curated record. Gene Ontology annotation, biological process: sodium ion transport; propanoate transmembrane transport. Gene Ontology annotation, cellular component: extracellular exosome; membrane.